AAAGAAGAGACUGAAGCUUCAGCCAUCCAGGAACUUCUACUACAUCACAAUGCUGAGGGAUCCAGUGUCCCGGUACUUAAGCGAAUGGAAACACGUGCAGAGGGGUGCGACGUGGAAAACUUCCCUUCACAUGUGUGAUGGAAGAAGCCCAACGCCAGACGAGCUGCCUACCUGUUACGAGGGAGACGACUGGUCAGGAGUCACUUUACAGGAGUUCAUGGACUGUAGCUACAACCUGGCCAACAACCGGCAGGUGCGCAUGCUGGCAGACCUCAGCCUGGUGGGGUGCUACAACUUGACUUUCAUGAAUGAGAGCGAAAGAAACAUGAUUCUCCUCCAAAGCGCCAAGAACAAUCUGAAAAACAUGGCCUUCUUCGGGCUCACUGAAUUUCAGAGGAAAACGCAGUAUCUCUUUGAGAGGACCUUCAACCUGAAAUUCAUUUCCCCAUUCACCCAGCUCAACGUCACGCGGGCCUCCAACGUGGACAUCGGCGAGGACGUGCGGCAGCGGAUAGAGGAGCUGAACUUCUUGGACGUGCAGCUCUACGAGUACGCCAAGGACCUGUUCCUGCAGCGCUUCCAGUACUCCAAGCAAGAGGAGCACCAGAAGAACCGGCUAAAGAGGCGAGAGGAGCGGCGGCUGCUGCGGGAGCAGAGGGCCCACCAGUGGCCAAGGGAGGCGGCGGCAGAAGUGGUCGUUACUGAAGAUUAUAACAGUCAGGUCGCAAGGUGGUGA
Messenger RNA from Merops nubicus (carmine bee-eater), 736 nucleotides. It is a transcript of the gene HS6ST3, whose product is annotated as heparan sulfate 6-O-sulfotransferase 3. Lineage: Eukaryota; Metazoa; Chordata; Aves; Coraciiformes; Meropidae. The record is from RefSeq and is a predicted model, not a curated record. Gene Ontology annotation, molecular function: heparan sulfate 6-sulfotransferase activity. The annotation marks the transcript as partial. The transcript is spliced from 2 exons. Gene Ontology annotation, cellular component: membrane.